Aspergillus saccharolyticus JOP 1030-1 is the source of this 342-nucleotide messenger RNA. RefSeq lists its product as uncharacterized. The transcript has a single exon. The coding region runs from base 17 to 283 and encodes 88 amino acids. Lineage: Eukaryota; Fungi; Ascomycota; Eurotiomycetes; Eurotiales; Aspergillaceae. The record is from RefSeq and is a predicted model, not a curated record.
CCGGCAGCGGGUUUUGAUGUGCCGUGUCAUAUUCAUCUGCACCGAGCUGAUCCAAGGCAACUACAAGAGCGCAGGCGUGCAUCUGCGGCGAGGGUUCCAGCUCGUGGGGCAAAGUGACGAAUACUGGAGGCACCACCCCAGACAAGGCUCGGUGCCGACUGCACAACGCCGGCAUGGGCCCACGAUCGAGGCUGCGAUAGUCCAAAUAUCCAUGGUGCUGGAUUCGCAACUGGCACAAUUCGUACAACCAGAUCCCUUGGUGCAUGGGCAAUCAUCAGAUUAGAGUCUUCUGACCGAAGUCAACAGUCAGAGCAGCAACACAUUCAAGAGCAUCGGAGAAGC